Messenger RNA from Folsomia candida, 810 nucleotides. Its product is annotated as cold shock domain-containing protein 3. Gene Ontology annotation, molecular function: nucleic acid binding; zinc ion binding. Lineage: Eukaryota; Metazoa; Arthropoda; Collembola; Entomobryomorpha; Isotomidae. Bases 216 to 668 code for a protein of 150 amino acids. The transcript is spliced from 7 exons. The record is from RefSeq and is a predicted model, not a curated record.
UCCACUGCUCUCUUUCCUGGGCUCUUCUCCUCACUUUCUCGCCCGACGUUCGCGACGCAAGUGAACAUAUUUCUUCUCUCUCGCAGUCCUUUCGACAACGAGUGCAAGUCCACACCGUCACGAAACCUGACCUACUCACGACCUCAGUCUCUUGACUUUCGAACCCAUUCCUGAUCACAAUCUAUCUAACAAUCUAGUCACCAAUUCUUGACAAGAUGGUUUGCUACAAGUGUAAUGAGGAGGGACAUUAUGCUCGCGAGUGUCCACAGAACGGUGGGGGUGGUGGUGGCGGCGGUGGCGGGGGUCGCGGUCGUGGAGGCGGCGGGGGAUACCACGGAGGUGGCGGCAGCCGAGGAGGAAGCUAUGGUGGUAAUGAGGGCGGAUCCAAGUGUUACAAGUGUAACACCUACGGCCACUUUGCACGUGACUGCAACGAGGAGGAACGUUGUUACAAAUGCAACGGAACAGGUCACAUUGCACGCGAUUGUACUUCUGAAGGAAACGACUCCCGAGAUGAUGGAGGCCGAUCAUCAUACUCCCGAGGUGGCGGUGGAGGAGGUGGUGGUGGAAGAAAUUGUUACAACUGUGGUGAGCCCGGACAUAUUAGUCGCGAUUGUACCAAGGAGCGCUCAGGAGGUGGUGGUGGUGGACGUCGUUACGAUGAUUAGUACUUUUCGCCAAAUCCUCGCCUAAUUCAUUCCAAGAGCCCAAACAAUGUACAUGUCACUUGUUGUAUUUUGUAUUUGUUAAAUUAUUUGAAUCGCCGUUAAAUAAAUUGGAAUUUGUAUUGACAAGAUAACCUUAUCCACA